AAAUAUUGUGAGAAUUUGUGUAUUUGUUUAUUUUUUACUUUUCUUAAAAUUAUGUGAGUUUUAUAAAUAUUAAAUAAAAAAUAUGGACACUACUGGAAAGUUAGAAAAGGUAUUCAUGUUAUAUUUUUCAAUUGAGAAAUUAUCCAAAAUAUAAUUCUGUAGCAUGGCUUUUGUUAUUCUUAGAGCCAUAUUACUUGUUAAAAUUGUCUUACAAAACUAAUAAACAAUACUUGUUAAUACCUAGUUACUGAUUUUACUACUUUUGUCAUGUAUCUGAUAUUGAAUUUCAUAAAAAUAAUAUUAUCUACCUAAUUAAAAAUGUAUAAUAUUGUCCAAUUAUUUAUUAUUAUUUUUAAAGUCAACACAAAUUGUGUGCAUAUACCACAAAUAGUUAAAUAUUUUAUACAAUUUAUUAGGAACGUCAGAAUUUAGAUGCACUUAAAGAACAAGUGCAGCGGAAUAGCCAACUGUCUGAGAAAAUGGUUGAUAUUUUAACAUCAUUCGAAAGUAGACUUGGUAGACUCCAACAAACUAUUCUUCCAAUUUAUAAUGAAAUGGAAAAUUUACAACUGAAAAAAACAAGUAUUCUACCUGGUUUUAUUUGAUUGUGCUUGAUAGAUAAUAAACGUUUUUUUUUUUUUUUAUAAAUUUUAGAUAUAGAAAAGACAAUGGUGGAAUUGGAUAAAGUAAUUAUGUUCCAUGAUGUUUGUCCAAGAGUUGAAUCCAUUAUAUUAGGUAGGCCAAAUGGGUCAGACAGUUUGAAUGAGUUUUUGGAUGCUAUGGAAAGACUACAGGAAGCUCAGAAAUAUUUUGAAAAAAACAAUCCUCAGAGUGUUGAACUUGAAAAUGUGGUAUGUAAAAUGGUCUUUGCAUUAAGUAUAAAAGAUAAUCUAUGUUUAUUAAAAAAUUAAUUUGAGUAUCUUUAAAUAUUCAGGGGCUUUUUUACAGUAAGAUAUAUACGAGGGCUAAUCAAAAAGUAUUGAGACUGAUAAUAUUGCUCGGAAACCGAGCGUUGAAGAGCAAAAUGAUUUGUAAACCUAGGUUCUAUGACUCAUACUGAGCACAUCUAUUCAUAUAAAAUCUCUAUAAACUUCUUCGUUUUGAUUUGACAAUAUUUUUCUAAAAUUUGUCAUUUUCAGUUUUUCAAUUGACAUUUAAUGGCAAAAACCAUGAAAUUUUGCAUCCCUCUGAAACUGGAAAAAAAUACCAGACAACUUUUCUAAAAUCUCCAAAUCUGUCAAGUUACUCCUCUUUUGGGUUUAUUACAAAAUCGCCAAACUCGAAAAAUAUAUUUUACAAAAAUAUCAGUGAAAUCAAACCAAAGAAUUUUAUAGAGAAGCAAUAAAAACAAAGAUACUCAGAAAAAGUUAUAGAAGCAAGUGAUACCAAUCCUACUGCUCUUCGAUGCUCCUUUUCUGAAUGAUACUACCAAUCUUGAUACUUUUUGAUUAGCCCUCGUAUGUUUGUAUAAUAAAUAAUAAUAUACAAAUGAUAUUUUAAAAAAAAACUGUUUUAUUUUAUUAAUUACAGUCAUCACUGUUUAAAACUGGAGGAGACAGUAUUCAAAGGGAAUUUAAAGAAAUUCUUUUAAAACAUAGUAGACACGUUCAACCUGCCAUUUUGCUCGACUUAGCUACAAAUGAUGAUGGUUAGUUACAAUAAUUUUUAACAUGUUUUGUUCAUGUUAAUUCAAUUUUUAUCAUGAUUGUGUAGAGUUGAUUACCGAUGAUUCCUCAUCUGUGAGUUCUAUUAGUCAUUUUUCGGACACUGUUUCUACGGAUCUCAUUCGCUUAGCUGAUUGGUUAAUCAGUCAAUCUCGUGAUGAAUACAUGAAUAUGUACGCUAGAGUACGAGCAAACACUCUUACUAAGUCAAUGACUUCUCUUAAAGAAUACCAGAAAACUGGAAGUGCAGGAAGUACUAAUAUGGUUAUGGGACAGACUUUAAAUUCACCUUCAGUGGUAUGUUUAAAAAUCAAUUAUGUUGGUUAGGGUAAUGAUGCAUUUAAAAACGUAUUUUUUUUCUUUGCUCUAGAAGUCCAAAUUUCCUCAUAGAUCUGAUGUAACUGUUACUAGAAAAGCUUCCAAACGUAUACAGCACGUGUAAGUUUCUUCGUGUAUAAAUGUCAUUAUAGACUUAUUAAUGUUCUAAUAAAUAACAUUAAAUAUUUACUAUUUCAGAUUCGAAAAAAAAGCCAACCGAAUGUUAAUGAAAGCAUCUCAAACUAUAGGCCAGUCAACCGGUUUGAAUUUGGGGAAUAGAAGACCUACACUUAUAGGUAGGUAAUGAUUAUCUCACAAUUUUGUUUGUUUGUCAAAUUUGGUACUAAACAUAAAUAAUCUAUUAACACACAUACAUAAAAUUCACAGAAAACCGUGAAGAUAUUGUUGAUGAACAAGAAAUGGAAAACUAUCUGAUAUCGGUAAUUGCUCUUCAGAAACUCAUGCAAGCAGAAUUGUCUUUGAUGGUUGGUAUAAUACCGAUAAAACAUCACCAUCAAGUUUUUCAAAUAAUUAUUCAAGAAAGUCUUUCUAAUAUUGUUCAUGAAGGAGAGGUAUUCUUAAUUUUUGUAUUUAUAUACUUCAGAAACACAUAGUUUUAUGAUUUAUUUUGUUUUUUAUAUAAAAUUAUUUAUUGAUAAAAUAAUAAAUAUAUAUUAAAUAACUAUCUUUUGAUUGCAGAAUAUUGCAACUAGAGCUAAAAGGUGUAUACAUAGAAAAGAAUUUGCCAAUUUGUUUGUUAUGUUUCCCAUUUUAAAACAUUUGGCCGCCAUGAAAUCUGAUUUUGAACGCACAAUGGAAGGCUGUGAUCCCACUGUCAGGGGUCAAUAUUCAAUGAUUCUUAAUACACUUCAUUCAACAGUUAGGAAAUUUAGUACUAUUAUUUUAUUUGACAAUUAAACAUUAUUAUUUUUCUCCUAUUCAGGGUACACGAACUUUAGAUGAAAUAAUCGAAAGUGUCAGAACUGACAAUUCUAUGGGUUUACCGAGAGAUGGUACAGUUUAUCAAUUGACUAGUGAUGUGCUUGUGUUGAUGGAACAACUUCUCGAUUAUAUAGAUAGUGUAGGUCCUCUAUUAGCUCAAGUGCCAUUGUAUAGCAAUAUGGUAGCGCAUCAUAUCACAACACCAGAAAGAUACAAAUAUCUUUUGGGAAUUUAUAUCAGUAAGAAACUAAUAUAAGCAUGUUCAUAAUAAACUAUCUAUUUCUAAAAUUAUUUUAAUUUGUUUACAGAGAAAGUAUUAUCUCAACUGAAUUUGAUGCUUGUAAAUAGAAGUGACUCGUACAGUGAACCUGGUGUCAAAUAUUUGUUUAGGUUAAACAAUUGUCACUAUGUAGUGAAGUCAUUACAACGAUCAGCUUUAUUAGAUAUAGUUUCUUUGACCGAUCCAGAAUGUGAAAAUACCUAUCAUGAGAUGAUUGCUUUACACAAAAAAUCAUAUCAACAAUGGUAUUUAUGUUGUUAUAAUUGAAUUACUCGUAUCUUUUUAAAUUUUAUGUUAUCGCACAUUUAAAUUUAAACUGUGUCUAUGAUUUUAGCUGGAAUAGAAUAUUAGGUUUCAUAACUAAUUUUGAGGAUGUUCUAGUUAUACAUGGCAAACUCAAGGAUAAGGAUCGUAACAUAAUUAAAGAACGAUUUUCUGUAAGUUUGUGCUUGUUGGAAAAUAUUUUGUUUACUUAAAGUUUUUAAAAAUAACAUCUCAAUAUUUGAAAAAUAUUACUACACAAUAUGAUAUUUUAUCGUAAUAAAUUAUUAAUAUGAUAUUCAAUACUGAUGUAGGCACUAAAAUCUGUUUCUUAAUAAAUUUUGUAGGGUUUUAACAAAGAAAUAGAAGAAAUAUUAAAACUUCAAAGAGGCUACACAAUUCCUGAUGUAGAAUUACGCGAAGGUUUGAAACGUGAUAAUAAAGAAUUCAUUUUACCAAAAUAUAGUGCUUUCUAUGACAAGUAAUAUAAGACUUAAUGCAAUAUUUCUAUUUUGAAUUAUAAAUCAAUAAAACUUGUUUUUAGAUUUUCGCAGACGUCGUUUACUAAGAACCCAGAGAAAUAUGUCAAGUAUACUCCAGCUCAAGUUUCUGCUAUGUUAGACAGAUUCUUUGAUGUUGCAGCUUGAAAAUCACUGCCACCUAAUAUUGCAUAUUAUAUUAGAUAGUAUUAUUUUAUAAUUGUUUAUAUAUUUUUAUAUUUUUAUUAAAAAUGUAUCCAUUUUGGUGAUUUAACUGUUAUAUACUUUAACCAUUAAUUUAUUUAAAUUUCUUGAACAAUUUUAUAAUUAUACAUAGAAAUAAAUUAAAAACAGCAGACUGAUCAAAUUGUCAUAAGUACAGCUUGUUUACAGUAAUAGGUGUUCAUUAUUCAUUUAUCGUAAUUAUAAUAUGUUAUAUUUUUUAAUCAACUAUUGAAAUUUAUUAUUUAUGUAUGUUAUUUUUAUAAAACUAUUAUUGUUAUUUAAAUAAUUAAAAUGCAAAUUAUAUUUUUAUAUUAAUAAUAAUACAGUUUUUUUUCAGUUAACAUAAAGUAAAAUAUAAGAUACAGAUUAUAUAACAAAUUUAAAACUGAAGUUAUUAGUAAAAUGCAAGGUAUGUCACAUUCAGGUAUUUAAUUUCAAUGAAAUAAAUGCUGUAUAGAUAAUAUAAUAUUUUAGGAUAUUACAAGGAAAUGGAGAAAUGGAGAAUUAGAAAAAACAAUGAAUUAUACAAACUCUUCUAGAAACCAAACAUUAGGUACAAUCCAGAGUAGGAGAUUACAGUGAAUUCAUAUAGAAUAAAAAAACCCACUAUUGCACAUAGUAAUGACAAAGAACUCAAAAGGAAAAAGGACUUCUUGAAUAUACCCUUUUAAUUUGUGAAAACGUGGUAAAGAAAGAUAUAAAAUCUCUAAAUUGAGAUUCAGACUGGAAAGCAAGAGCAGCUGAUAGGGAGAAUCAGAGGAUAAGUUGUGUAAUGGGAUGGUUCUAAUAGCUGAUAACACCCAAUAACAAGAAAAGAUAGUAUAAAUGCUUAAUUAAUUCUUUAGCUAAAUAAACUGACUAAUUAAUUAUUAAUUACCACAUUAUAUUACUACAUUCAGAUGACAAAUGGAAAACUAUGGACUCCAAAAUCUGUUUGUUGUUGUAAACUCGCUGUACCUUUUUGAGAGAAAAAAAAAUGCUUAAUGUUUUGUUUUAGAUUAAUCUAGAUUAAUGGCUUAGCUGAUUAAUUUGUGUUAUAAAAUUAAUCACCUGGAUUUUUUAUUUAGUUUAUUGCAGACAAAAUAAAAAAAAUUGUUAAACAACUGGUAACUCUGGAAAUUCAUGUAUAAUUGUAAUCUCAUAGUAUCAAACCAGGGCUCGAAUUUUAGAGCUCUUAAAAUCCAUAAACAAUUUCUUAAAACUUCAAAAAUAGCACUUAAAAAAUAUUUUUAAUGAGUAAAAAUUGUAGAGACUAUAAAAUUCCCCCCCCCCCUCUAAAGCCUCAAUUUAUAAAAUACUAUUUUCUAUAACU
Molecule: messenger RNA, 5481 nt
Organism: Cinara cedri
Lineage: Eukaryota; Metazoa; Arthropoda; Insecta; Hemiptera; Aphididae
Source: the annotation of a GenBank genome assembly